CCUCACGCCACACUCACCGGCCCGAGUAGCUCUCUUGUCGUUCUUCUCUUUCUCUUUCUCCCUAUUUCCCUUCUCUUCCAUUCCCUUAUAUAUAUAUAAUAUAUAUAUACUAUUUCAUUCCCAAGGACAAACAAAUACUAUAACGCUCUUUUUUCUAUUAACUUUCUCUCUCUCUUUUUCAGAGUCCUCUUUUCUCUCUUUUUUGUCAAUGGCAGAUCUCAAGUCCACAUUCUUGAAUGUCUACUCCGUUCUCAAAUCUGAGCUCCUCCAUGACCCUGCUUUUGAGUGGUCCGAUGAUUCUCGUCAAUGGGUUGACAGGAUGCUGGACUACAAUGUGCCUGGAGGGAAGUUAAACCGUGGACUGUCAGUUAUUGACAGCUACAGAUUGUUAAAAGAAGGACAGGAAUUAAAUGAUGACGAAAUUUUCCUUGCUAGUUCUCUUGGUUGGUGUAUUGAAUGGCUUCAGGCAUAUUUUCUUGUUCUCGAUGACAUUAUGGAUAGCUCCCAUACCCGUCGUGGUCAGCCGUGUUGGUUUAGAGUACCCAAGGUUGGAAUGAUUGCAGCGAAUGAUGGAGUUCUACUACGAAACCAUAUUCCUCGCAUCCUUAGGAAACACUUCAAGGGAAAGUCGUAUUACACCGAUCUUCUUGAUUUGUUCAAUGAGGUUGAGUUUCAGACUGCUGCUGGACAAAUGAUAGAUUUGAUCACCACUCUGGAAGGAGAAAAAGACCUGUCCAAAUACACAUUAUCACUGCACCGACGUAUUGUUCAGUACAAGACCGCCUAUUAUUCAUUUUACCUUCCAGUUGCAUGUGCAUUGCUCAUGGCGGGUGAGAAUCUUGAUAACCAUGUUGAUGUAAAGAACAUUCUUGUUGAGAUGGGAACAUAUUUUCAAGUUCAGGAUGAUUAUUUGGAUUGCUUUGGUGAUCCUCAAACAAUUGGAAAGAUAGGCACAGAUAUUGAAGACUUUAAGUGCUCUUGGUUAGUUGUGAAAGCAUUGGAACUUUGCAAUGAAGAACAAAAGAAAGUUUUACAUGAAAACUAUGGGAAGCCAGAUCCAGCAAAUGUUGCUAUAGUGAAGACCCUUUAUAACGAGCUUAAUCUCGAGGGUGUAUUUGUGGAGUACGAGAGUGCGAGCUAUGAGAAGCUUGUAACCUCGAUUGAAGCUCAUCCCAACAAAGCGGUUCAAGCCGUGUUGAAGUCCUUUUUGGCUAAAAUUUACAAGAGGCAGAAGUAGAUUAGCCAACAUUGUUGAAGACGCAAUAGAAGCUAGAGUCAUGUUUUCUGUGUGGAGCUGUAUUUUUUUUUUUUAAAGCAAUCUUCUUGCUGUCCCUUUUAUGGGGGAUGAUUAAUCUUGUUGUACUUUAUCUUGUGAUACUGGUUUUUGUUAUUGAUAACUUUUAUUCCUUCCGAAAUGUUUGUUUUAAGUUCAGACAUUGACCAUGAUUUCGCAGUGAAUGAAACAAAAUAUGGAUAGAAUAUCCAAAUUACCGCAUCAAA
Messenger RNA from Cicer arietinum (chickpea), 1500 nucleotides. Its product is annotated as farnesyl pyrophosphate synthase 1. Gene Ontology annotation, cellular component: cytoplasm. The record is from RefSeq and is a predicted model, not a curated record. Gene Ontology annotation, molecular function: dimethylallyltranstransferase activity; (2E,6E)-farnesyl diphosphate synthase activity. Gene Ontology annotation, biological process: trans, trans-farnesyl diphosphate biosynthetic process. NCBI's taxonomy places the organism in Eukaryota, Viridiplantae, Streptophyta, Magnoliopsida, Fabales, Fabaceae.